Molecule: messenger RNA, 1233 nt
Organism: Physella acuta
Lineage: Eukaryota; Metazoa; Mollusca; Gastropoda; Physidae
Product: diphthine methyltransferase-like
Biological process (GO): protein histidyl modification to diphthamide
Cellular component (GO): cytoplasm
Molecular function (GO): protein binding; diphthine methylesterase activity
Source: RefSeq, a predicted model, not a curated record
GUUGACCAGAUACUCUAGAUCUAGAUCUAGAUAGGCCUACCCGGAAUUGAACUACUCGUCUAGGUUUAAAGUGUUUGAGACUUCAUUAGAAUCUUCAAAAUGGAUGUUGAAAAUACAAGGACAAUUACAACUGUAGAUACAGUAUUAAAUGCAGAUUCUGUGGAAUGGUGUCCUCAUUUAGGAAUGGAAGAUGUCCUUCUGUGUGGUACUUAUAAGCUUGAGGAAUCUAUACCAAACAAUAAGACAGAAGAGAGUAGUUCUCAGACAGAAGCAAAUGAACAAAAUGAAGAAGCUGCUAAACAGAUCAGACAUGGAGGAGUCAUAGUUUACAAACUUUUACCAAAUGAAGACCUGGGGCUUAUAGACUUACAGGAAAAUCAAACUUUAAAAAUGUGCGGGGUUUUAGAUAUUAAAUGGCUAGAGCAUCAAAUUGAAGAUGAAGCCAUCUUUGGUUUAGUGGAUGCAGAAGGGAAUUUGCAACUGUUAAAAUUAAACAAAGAACGCAUUGCAGAGUUUGUAACGAAAAGCCAGUUAAGUGAAUCAUCUCUUGGUCUCUCCCUAGGAUGGACAUAUAAAAAUUCCAGCCCUUGUGUUGCUGCCUCAGACUCAUCUGGUAGUGUAACAGUUUUUGAUGCUAGUAAAAACCUCAGUGUUGUCUCUCAAUGGAAGGCUCAUGAUUAUGAAGCUUGGAUUACAGCAUUUAAUAGAUACAAUCCAAAUAUUGUUUAUUCAGGGGGAGACGACUGCAAAUUUAAGAUGUGGGAUCUGAGAGACAUUUCACAACCAACAUUAUGUAGCACACGGCACAAAAUGGGUGUAUGCAGUGUUCAGGACCAUCCUUUUAAUGAACACAUUACAGCAACUGGAAGUUAUGAUGAAGAGCUCAUCAUUUGGGACCACAGACACAUGAAGCAGCCAAUCUGUAGCGUGACCCUUAAUGGUGGAAUUUGGAGGAUCAAGUGGGAUCCAUUUAAAGGGGACAAAAUCCUGACAGCAACUAUGUACAAUGGAGCACACAUAGUGGACUGCACUGAUUUAGGAAAGGGGACAUUGCCUAUUGCAGCUCAUUACAAUCAUCACAAUCUUGCUUAUGGUGCAGACUGGUAUAGGAUGAAUUGGAAUAGAGAUUUAAGGGGAGAAAAAUCUUCCAAGACCAGCUCUAAUUCAAUGCUUAUUUCUACAUGUUCAUUUUAUGAUCAAUCAUUACACUUAUGGGAAUGGAAAUAUCAAUAA